This is a messenger RNA of Caenorhabditis sp. 36 PRJEB53466, 2386 nucleotides long. The record is from the annotation of a GenBank genome assembly. Lineage: Eukaryota; Metazoa; Nematoda; Chromadorea; Rhabditida; Rhabditidae.
AUGGGUGCGUUUCUGUCUCAUUUGAAAGCGGAGCGAAACACUGAAGUGUUAGAUGCCACGUGUGGACCCAUUCGAGGAAAUAUCUAUAGACAUGUAAGCUAGGGUUUCUAUUCAAUUUACAUCAUCUUGAACUUUAGGACGAGAAAAUAGUGGAUGGUUACUUGGGAAUUCCGUUUGCAAAGCCUCCGAUCGGAGAGCUCCGUUUCAAGAAGCCGGUGCUUGCUGAAAAGUGGGCGGAGCCUAAGGAUUGCUAUGCGUACGGACCCGGAUGCCCACAAUCUGGAGAAUAUGGAGAAGUGAGUACAUUCCAGACUCUCCAAGUAUUAUCCUUUUUGCAGAUUAUGACAAAGACGAUGUUCGAGUUUGCAGAGGAUAACUGCUUGACUUUGAAUGUGUUUGCGCCCAGACGGAAAUCCGAUGAAUUUGUAAGUUCAAUUCUCUUUAAAUUUACAAUAUCCAGUACUGAUUUCAGUCGAACGGGUUGCCAGUAAUGGUCUACUUCUACUUGGGCGGGUUCGAAGUGGGCUUCACCUCCGUCAUCGACGAUUACACCCUUUCCGGUAUCCUUCCGCUGAAAGACGUGAUAGUGGUGACGGUGAACUACCGUGUGGGACCAUUGGGAUUUCUGACGACGGGCGAUUCCGUGGCACGUGGCAACUACGGACUGUGGGACCAGACGCUCGGUCUCCAGUGGGUCCGGCAGCACAUUGGCUCGUUCGGAGGAGACGCACACAAUGUGAGCAUCUUCGGAACGAGUGCCGGCGGAGCAAGUGUCGACUUGUUGGCUCUCAGUCCGCAUUCCAACAGUACGUACAUCCCGGGGCUCCGCUCGGCAACGAUCUAUUCGCUUCAGAACUAUUCCGUCGCUUCAUCGCCAUGUCCGGAACGGCUUUCUGCGAUUUCGCGUGUAGACCUCAACUACUUCAGGCUCAAAUAUUCACAGAGUUUGCUCAACAUCACGGCUACAGUGGGAGUGGUGAGUUUACUAACAUCAACACUGAAAUGUUGGUCAGAAAAAUCCGUUCAGAUUCCGAAUCACUUCUGAAUUGGUAUCAGUCUCAACCUGUCUCUAAAUUUCUGGAAGUAAACGCUUUCCAAAGACCCGCUUCUGGAUUUCUGUCUUUUGUGCCCAAUUUGGACGGUGAUUUCUUCCCGAAACCAUUCGAUGAACUGAGAAAAGAGGCGCCGAAGUUUGAUGUGAUGAUAACAAUCGGAGAGUACGAAGGACUUGGAUUCAGUGGGUCAAAGACCUUACAUUAAGUUGGAAAGGUAGUCUGAUUCUAUUUCAGCUAGCCAGAUUCCAGUCUGUGCCGACGUUUUCGAGACUGCAAAGGCGAUUAUUGGAAAAGUUUAUGGACCGGAUAUCACUGAUAAUUACGAAGAAGUUCGGAUGAAGCUUUUUGAUUUUUAUACGAAGGGAGUUGGUGAAUACGAUAAGGCAACUAUGGAUAGAAGAAUAAUCGAGGUGAGGGAACUGAAACUGAAGGCCUCAAAUCCGAAUCGAGUUGCAGUUCGUCGGCGACUCGUGGUUCAACAUCGGCGCACUGGACACUGCGAAAUCAUGCACUAAGCACGGAAGCAACGCCUACUUGGCUUCAUUUGACUACUUCAAUUCGGCAUCUGAAGAUCCAGCACUCGCAAUGCAACCGUUCCGCGCAUCGACGCAUGGUUCCGAGUUCAGAUACCUCUUCGGGACCGCGUUUUCGUGCAAGUUCAUGCCAAAUGCUGAAGAGCUCAAAGUGAUGAACAUGAUGGGGGAUUUUGUGACCAACUUUGCUAAAUAUGGGUGAGUGUGUGCAGAAGUUUCAGAUAAAAGUUCAAGUUUUCAGAAAUCCGAAUGGAAAGUCGGAAUCCGGUGCUCAAGUUUGGGAAAAGUACAAUUUGGACAAACCAAACAGAUACUUCAAGAUAGACUAUCCGAAAAGUGAAAUGAGGGACAACUAUCAGAACGGAAGGAUGGACGUUUACGAGCAGAUCAACCGGCAAUCGAACAAGUAUCAGGAGAUUGUGUAUGGGAAGAGAGAAUACAUUCGUGAAUAAAUAAAACUAUAGCCAUAAAGCUGGAAGUAAUACUCUGAUUAAUGUCAAAAACAUUGAAUUCUAUCUCAGCUAUGCGCGGAAAUGUUUCACACUUUUUCAAUAAAUUAAAUAGACAAUGAAGUCUUUAUUCGAACAGAUAAAACUGAAUUUCCAUUAUACUCGUUGUUCCACCGCUUGAACCUUUCAACUUGACUCAAUCCUUUGAUGAUCACUUUUUCUGGCACAAUUUUUCAGAUUCCACACUUGUCGUCGUCUUCUGGAGCACGUCGGAAUGAGCGUAGAAGGCGAUGAUUUGGCCACGAGGAGUUCUUUCAUUCUGGCGGUCGAUCGGAGGAUUGUGGACUGA